Messenger RNA from Plasmodium vinckei vinckei, 537 nucleotides. RefSeq names its product mitochondrial ribosomal protein L11 precursor, putative. The record is from RefSeq and is a predicted model, not a curated record. The coding region runs from base 1 to 537 and encodes 178 amino acids. Gene Ontology annotation, cellular component: ribosome; mitochondrial large ribosomal subunit. NCBI's taxonomy places the organism in Eukaryota, Apicomplexa, Aconoidasida, Haemosporida, Plasmodiidae. The transcript is spliced from 5 exons. Gene Ontology annotation, molecular function: large ribosomal subunit rRNA binding; structural constituent of ribosome. Gene Ontology annotation, biological process: translation.
AUGUCAAGGAUAGGGCGUUUUAAUUUAAUUGUCUUGGCUGGUUCUCCAAAACCUAGUGCAAGUAUUGGGCAAACCCUCGGUCCUUUAGGCAUAAAUAUGAUGACAUUCUUCAAAGAAUUUAAUGAACGAACAAAAAGCAUAUCAAAAAAUGUCCCGAUUCAAGUUACAUUAGAGCCCCUAAAUGAUAGGACGUAUCGAUUUUAUUUACGAACCCCCACAGUUGUUUGGUUUAUCAGAAAGUGUGCAAGAGUUCCCAUGUUUAGUUAUGCCGCCAAACAUAAAAUUGUUGGGGCUAUAACAUUAUCGGAAGUUUUCCACAUUGCCAAAUGCAAACGCAUGGAUCCCCCCCUGAUCAAUAUGUCAAUUAAAAGUAUAUGCAAAUACAUUAUCGGUACAUGCCAAAGCAUGGGGAUAAAAGUGUGUCGAGAACUGACUGAUGAAGAAAAGAAAAAAUAUUUCGUUGAUGUUAAUCAGUUAGAUAAUAUUAAGAAAGAAAUUCGAACAAAAAAUAAGUUUCAGAAAAGGUCAAAGAAAUAA